Messenger RNA from Hipposideros armiger (great roundleaf bat), 1409 nucleotides. RefSeq names its product spermatogenesis associated 22 (gene SPATA22). Lineage: Eukaryota; Metazoa; Chordata; Mammalia; Chiroptera; Hipposideridae. The record is from RefSeq and is a predicted model, not a curated record. Gene Ontology annotation, biological process: meiotic DNA repair synthesis; regulation of meiotic cell cycle; gamete generation. The coding region runs from base 175 to 1269 and encodes 364 amino acids. The transcript has 9 exons.
GGUAGUUGACUCGGCUGUGUCCGCGACGGUUGGCCGGAACGAGGGAACCUGAGGGCAAAAGUUGCGUGUUUUGUUGGUAGGAAGGCCAAGAAGGGAAAGACUGUUUAGUCAAAUAACUUCAUGUUGUAAGUUGGAGUGCUAAAGAAAAAGUUACAGACUUUGAUAUUGAAAGAAAUGAAGAGAAACCUAAAUGAAAAUUCAACUCGAAGUACAGCAGGCUGUUUGCCUGUACCGUUGUUCAAUCAGAAAAAGAGGAAUAGACAACCAUUAACUUCCAAUCCACUUAAAAAUGAUCCAGGUAUAAGUACUGCUUCUGACAGUUAUGAUUUCUCUCCUCUACCAAUAGAUUCGGCUUGGGAAGUAAUGAAUCCAGAGUUGCCUCCUUUAACGAAAACAAUGAACACAGGGCAAAUACCACAUUCAGUUUCUCAUCCCCUGAGAAGUCAAGAUUCUGUGUCUAAGUCUAUUCAAUCAAAUACUGAAAGAAGCAAGAGUGGUUGGAGCUAUGGAGAUAGAAACAAAAAUACCAGCUUGACCACUUGGGAUAGAAAUGAAUUUAGGCCUCAAUGCAAAAGAACAAACCUAGUGGCAAAUGAUGGAGUAAAUUCUUGUCCAAGUAUGAGUUUGGGAGCUCAACAACAGAAACAAUUAAGAAUAUCUGAACCUCCUAACUUAUUUCACCAAAGAGAAACUGAAGUACUCAGACAAACAUAUUCUUCAAAAAUAUCUGGCUCCACAAUGAGAAGUCUAGACAAAAACAGUGCAUUACAGGGAUUUAAGCCCAAUUUCCAACAAAAUCAACCUGAGAAAAAAUUGUUGGAGAAUAAUCCAGAAGAAAACACUCUCAAGGAUGUCUCAUUGUAUCCGUUAAAGAUUAAGGAAAAAGAUAAUUCUUUAAGAAUUAUAUCUGCAGUUAUUGAAAGCAUGAAGUACUGGUGUGAACAUGCACAAAAAACUGUACUUCUUUUUGAAAUAUUGGCUGUUCUUGAUUCAGCUGUUACACAUGGACCACAUUAUUCAAAGACUUUUCUUAUGAGAGAUGGGAAAAAUAUCCUGCCUUGUGUAUUUUAUGAAAUAGAUCGUGAACUUCCAAGAUUGAUUAGAGGCCGAGUUCAUAGAUGUGUUGGAAACUAUGACCAGAAAAAGAAUAUUUUCAAAUGUGUUUCUGUCAGACCGGCAUCUGUUUCUGAACAAAAAACUUUUCAAGCAUUUGUUAAAAUUGCAGAUGCUGAGAUGAGGUAUUAUACUAAUGCAAUAAAUGAAAUUUAAAUAGUGAUAAAGGAAGUUUAAAUAGUAUAACUUAAAGCACUUUUCUGUUAUGGUUUAAAUUACAAUCUCCAUGGUUUUGUAACCACUGCUUUUCUGUAUUUCAUUUGUUGAAUUAAAAUAUUUAAAUCCUUUUAAAUGUG